AUGACUUCUCAGUGUACUAAGUCGUUCAGCACUUUAGGUACAAAUGAUUCAGGACUACCAAACGAAGAAAUAGCAUAUUUGAGCCAGGGAGAGUUUUGGAGUGAAAUUACAGACGAUUACGUUCAAAAGUUAGCAGACACAGACCCAUUGGAUGUUUUCCCCAGUAAUAAUCCUGGCCCAACCAAAGAUGAUGGAUCCAUGAAUUUUGAGUGUCAUUGCGUUGGCCACAUGGUCGCCAGUCCUUGUGGUUGGGAGUUCAGAGAAGCGAUAACUUGUCAAAAAGUUGCCACAGACGAAGAAAUGCAAAACGGUCGAUGUGGAGACGAGAUGAUGUCUUUUAUGGAGUGUGUAAUGCGAACACAAUGUUUUAAAGGUACAGGAUCAGAGUCAACCGAAGAAGAAAAAUGA
This is a messenger RNA of Auanema sp. JU1783, 408 nucleotides long. Lineage: Eukaryota; Metazoa; Nematoda; Chromadorea; Rhabditida; Rhabditidae. The record is from the annotation of a GenBank genome assembly.